Messenger RNA from Seminavis robusta, 1482 nucleotides. The record is from the annotation of a GenBank genome assembly. NCBI's taxonomy places the organism in Eukaryota, Bacillariophyta, Bacillariophyceae, Naviculales, Naviculaceae.
AUGAGCGCCACAGAAGAAACUGUCGAUCUCCAACUGGGGCAAGAUGAACAGGUUUCUAGAAAUUGGGAAGCUCUAUUUGACUUGCUCGAUCGUCCACAGAUUGCUCGCGAAGAUAACAAGGGCCUCAUUGAUCAGGUCAUUCUACAACUCUUGUACGGAUGGCUCGGGCGACGUGAUGAAUGCGGCGUCGUCAAAGACUUGGUUGAUGUGGCGCUCUUCAACGUAGCGGGAAACACGUUGGAUCAACUUUCAGGGGGAGACUUGGCCGAUUACUACGCUUCGGGGAAUUAUAACAGUACAGAUUCCGAUAAUUCCAUCGUUGCACCAGAAGAUGAACCGCCAGCGGCCACUGCUCGAUUGGGUUCCUCCUUCACAACAGAUCACGAUCAUAGUAAUCAUGACGAUGGUAAUCGAAGGUACUUGCAAUUCUUCACGGAUGAUACCUGCAGUCCCAUGCAAUCGACCGUCUUUCUUGGAAGUAUGCUGUCGUUCUCAUCAUGCGCCAACGUCGACAUUGGAAAGUUCUUUGGAACGGUUGAAGAGAACCUUGUCAAUGUGGCCCUGCACUGUGUGAAUACCUUCAUCCAGCCCUUUCAGAGAGAAAAGACAUGUGCCAGCAGAAAUUACCAGAACUACGUCAUGGAUCAAUGUGUGGAGGCCAUUUUGAAAGACGACAUCAUUGGCCAUAUCUUCCAACUCUUUCUGGUCACCCCCAAGCAAACCUGCGGGUGCAUGUCCGCUCUGGCAUCGGUGCCCACGUGCAGGAUUGAUAUCACAAGCUCUGUGUCAUUGGAUGGAUUGAUGGCAAGCAAGAUGGCAUGUGUGCUGGAAUCACAAGUAUGCUCCAGACUCGAAGAAGAUUGCGACGAACGUCUGGAUGUCCUCGAUGAGUGUCUACCCGACCUCUUUGAUCUCAAUAAUGAUAACUUUGACUGCGCCGAUACAAUGUGCAACUGCGAAAAGAAAGAUAGAGGACUCCUCAACUAUCCUGGAAAGGCAAUGGAGCUGCCAAUGUCCGACAUGUGCACAGACCACGCAGUAUCCAGCUUUGUUGGAAGUUUCAUUCCGGAACGGUACUCUGUCUUUCAGGAAAAGUGUGGUGCUUCGUUCAUUAAUCAAGAAGAUCCACCGCCGUCAGCGGCACCCAGCGUCUCUUUGGCACCGACGGCAGCGCCAACCUUCAUCGACCCUCUUGCUGUGAGCGAAAUUGAGCAACAAGAAGCAGGGGUAAACUCUGUUGUAUCGGGAAUCCUGCUGGCGCUUGCCAUCACAGGAAUCGCUUCUAUUUUCCUCGUCUUUGUUCUCAUCUUAUGGAGACGCCGAUUCCGAUCCAAGGGCAAGCAAGUCCUCACAGUUGCACAAAUGAAGGCACAAAAACAAGAUGAGAUCCGACGUUUGGAAGAAGAACUACGACGAAUCGAGGACAUGGAAGAGAUGCAGUACGAAGAGGCGGAUGCAAGCCAAAUACCCUCAGAUUUCUAA